UACGCAGACAGGUACUGCUCUUUGGCAACCCUUGCUGUCACACACACACAUUCAAAACACACAAACUCAACAGAGGAUCUCAGUUGGUCCAGUUUUCUGGUGCAGUGGAACUUGACAUUUUGCCUUCAUGGAGGAUUACCACAAACCUGACCAGCAGACAGUGCAGGCGCUGAGGAACAUCGCCAACCGCCUCCGAAUCAACUCUAUCAAGGCAACGACUGCAGCGGGCAGUGGACACCCGACAUCAUGCUGCAGUGUGGCAGAAAUCAUGUCUGUGCUUUUCUUCCACACCAUGAAGUACCGCCCUGAAGACCCCAGGAACUUCAACAAUGAUCGAUUCAUCCUGUCCAAGGGUCAUGCUGCUCCGGCCCUGUACUCCAUGUGGGUUGAAACGGGUUUCCUGAAGGAGAGCGAGAUGCUGAGUUUGUGCCAGGUUGACUCUACCCUGGAGGGCCACCCAACCCCAAAGCAGCAAUUUGUUGAUAUAGCCACUGGCUCCUUGGGGCAGGGUCUCGGUGUGGCUUGUGGAAUGGCUUAUACUGGGAAAUAUUUUGACAAGUCCAGCUACCGUGUGUACUGCCUGGUGGGGGAUGGCGAGAUGUCGGAGGGAGCUGUCUGGGAGGCCAUGUCGUUUGCCUCCUACUACCAGCUUGACAACCUGGUGGCCAUCAUGGACAUCAACCGCCUGGGGCAAAGUGACCCUGCACCCUUGCAGCAUCACGUGGAGAAAUAUCAGAAACGCUGUGAAGCUUUCGGCUGGCAUGCUAUAAUUGUGGAUGGACACAGCGUGGAAGAGCUUUGCAAGGCUCUGAGCCAGCCACGCCAUCAACCCACUGCCAUCAUUGCAAAAACCAUCAAGGGCAAAGGCAUUCCAGCUGCGGAAGAUAAGCUAGGCUGGCAUGCCAAACCUCUGCCCAAAGACAUGGCCGAGAUGGUUAUGAAGGAUCUGCAGAGCCGCAUCAUGAACAGCAGCAAGCACCUGUACCCACCUGCUCCCAUUGAGGACUCCCCACCAGUCAGCCUGAGAAACAUCAGGAUGCCAAGUGCACCUAGCUACAAGGCUGGAGAAAAGAUUGCAACACGGAAAGCAUAUGGGAUGGCUUUGGCCAAGCUGGGCCGCUACAAUGAACGUGUUGUGGCCCUUGAUGGAGACACCAACAACCUCACCUACUCAGAGAUCUUUAAGAAUGAACAUCCCAACCGCUUUGUUGAAUGCUACAUUGCACAGCAGAACAUGGUCAGUGUCGCCAUGGGAUGUGCUGCCCGUGAGAGGAAUGUUGUGUUUGCCAGUACUCUUGCUUCCUUUUUUACCCGCGCCUAUGACCAACUUCGCAUGGCAGCCAUCUCAGAAAGCAACAUCAACCUGUGUGGCUCCCACUGUGGCCUGUCCACUGGAGAGGAAGGACCGUCUCUGAUGGGUCUAGAAGACAUGGCUAUGUUCAGGGCCCUUCCCACAGCAACCAUCUUCUAUCCCAGCGAUGGUGUGUCCACAGAGAAGGCUGUGGAACUGGCUGCAACAAUAAAGGGUAUUUGCUACAUCCGAACCAGCCGCCAAGACAGCGCCAUCAUCUAUAACAGCAAUGAGGACUUCCAUGUUGGACAGGCAAAGGUGGUGUACCAGGGCAAGGAGGACCAGGUGACCGUGGUGGCAGCUGGAGUGACUUUGCACGAGGCCCUGGCUGCAGCUGAACAUUUAAAGAAAGAGAGGAUCUCAGUCAGGGUCAUUGACCCCUUCACAAUCAAACCACUGGACAUCAAAACCAUCAUUGAUCACACACGUGCCACCAGGGGCCGAAUCCUCACUGUAGAGGACCACUACUACGAAGGUGGCCUUGGGGAGGCAGUAUGCUCAGCAAUGGUCAAUGAGUCUGGCUUCAAUCUGCAUCGUCUGGCUGUGUCCCAUGUUCCCCGCAGUGGCAAACCACACGAGCUGCUCAAGAUCUAUGGCAUCGACCGUGACGCCAUCGCCCAGGCGGUCCGCAAGAUGCUCAGCAGCUCUACCAAUGCCAAGUAACUUUCUCCCUGCCCCACCCACCAAUCCGAUCACACCCCAGCAGACUUAGAUAAACUGUCAAGUAUGAUUUUGAUUCACAUGACACCCAACUCUUUAAAUUCCUUCACUGUGAAUGCCCAUAAGUGUGUACUAAAGUAAUGUGAUUUUGUGCUGUACACUUUGAAGUAGAGUUCCACAUUUACCUUUCUUUCAUGCAUCCAUCACAUCACACAAACAAAAACUGACACACAAAUGCAAACACACAUAUACACAUAUACACAUACACACAUAAUCUCACCAUCAUCAUGGAUCCAGUUCAGCAAUCAAAAUGUGGCCAUAAUGACUCACCAUACAAAACAAUACAUGUGUCCCCGUGUGUGUGUGUUUUUUUUAAUGCUCUUUGAUUAACUUCAUUCAGCUGGAAAUGUUUUUAUAUUGUUCUGAUGUAGCUCUUGAUACCGGGUGGGGCAUAGUUUUAAAGUAGGUGUUUUUUUUUCAUGACAAUGGUGUGAGAAAGAAGCUAUUCAAGUUGUUGUUUGUAGAAGGUAGUGGGGAAAAAAAUCAAACAAAUGUAGUUAGGUUGUAAAGAGCAGUCACACAAAAACCACAAUUCACAUCUUCAUACAAUUUCAACUUUUGUGGUUUCAAAAGUUGUAUAAUUUCUCUUCUGCACUUUCUUUUCUUAUUAAUUUUAAGGUUACCAUAAACCUACACACCUCAGUGUUCAUUUGUGCUAGCUGUACAUUUGGACCAAUGCCAGCAGUGUGAUGAUGAUCAUUGUGUGGUCAGGGACAUGAUCUCUUUUACAUAAGGUGGAGGGAUGAAGGCCCCUCCAGUGCUGACAGAGAAUAUGGUUGGCUGUGACAAUGAAGGUAAAGUUACAUCUGAAUUGUGAGCCCAAGAUCAAACACUUUCUUUGUUACUUGAAAUUUUGUAUGUACCUUACUUUCAUGUAAU
Toxotes jaculatrix (banded archerfish) is the source of this 2950-nucleotide messenger RNA. RefSeq names its product transketolase a (gene tkta). The record is from RefSeq and is a predicted model, not a curated record. Gene Ontology annotation, molecular function: transketolase activity; thiamine pyrophosphate binding. Gene Ontology annotation, cellular component: extracellular exosome; endoplasmic reticulum membrane. NCBI's taxonomy places the organism in Eukaryota, Metazoa, Chordata, Actinopteri, Toxotidae. Bases 128 to 2014 code for a protein of 628 amino acids. The transcript has 14 exons. Gene Ontology annotation, biological process: ribose phosphate biosynthetic process; pentose-phosphate shunt, non-oxidative branch.